CAACGAGAUCUUGAACAGGCCAGAGGUACAGAGGUCGGCCGAAUCAGUGUAACCCGACUGUCGUUGCGUUUUUCUGCGACUGUGGUCUUGUGUCCGUCAUGGAUCGCAAGAAGAAGAAGGUGAAGAGGGAACUCACUGAUGAAGAGAAGAAGGCGAAGGCCGAACUGAAAGCUUUGAAGGCCGCAGAGCAGAGGAAGAAGAGAAUUCUGACGAAGCGAGAUAAUUUGUUGAAGAGCGUGAGCGUCGAACAGAAUGUGAGCAAGACUAAUAUGUAUAAAGUUCACAUGCAAUGGCGAGAGCUGAUGAGGGCCGGGAAGGCGGAGCAAUUGAAAGCAAGCGUGGGGCCGAUGAUGGAGAAAUUUGAGAACGACAUAAAGAAGGCAGACAGAACGAUCGUCCAUCUCAUGAACAGGCUCGUUGAAGCCGACGAUCAGUACGAGUUCGCUCACAACAAUCACAUGCAGACCUUGAACACGCUUAUAGACCUCCACCACACUCGCGUCCAAAUCAUGGAGAACGAUUAUCUCAAACAAUUGAACAGAUUGGAGACCGAGUUCAACACCGAGAGGGAAUACAUCAUAAACAUGCACACAAAGAAUGAAAAGGAGUUGUUGGCCAUGAUGAAGGCCAUGGAAGAGGAGUUCAAGGAAACCAUGAACGAGCAUCGCCAGCAGUUCGAGGCCAUCCGAGAGGAGUUGAAGAAUAAAAGCACGGAGGAGUACAAUGUGGCGAAAAUCGGGCUCGAAAGUCAGGUAGAGGAUCUCGAGAACCAAAUUCAGGAGACCCACAAGGCGUAUCUGGCCAGCACGGAGGCAAAGACGAUCCAAUUCAAGGCCAUGGUGAAAAAGGACAUCAUCACCUCUCGUCUGGUCGAGCAAAGGAUGCGGAAACUGAUCAGGUUACACGAGAGCUUGGCCUACUGGCGUGCGAGAAUUGCGUUGAAUACUCGAGAGUGGGAGGCCAUGAACAAGGCCUUGAAAGAGGAAAAGGACAGGAUCAACAAACAUUAUCAAGAUCUGAAGAGGUCUCUGAACAGAAUGCACAACUCCGAGCACGCAAAGCUCAGAGCGAUCUCGAAGGCCAGUGGUGAAGUGAUGGCUGACUUGACGAAAAAGCUGGAGUUGGCCCAGGGGAUUCUCUCAUUAGGAAAGCUGAACAGGAAAUUGGAGACAGAGUACGACCAAAUCUUCCCCUGCUUGCUUUCUGAAGAGGGAGCCGAAUUCCCUCCCAGGCAGAAGGAGCUAGUACUACGAGUGUCUCAGCUUGAGAAUCCCAUUCCGGAGCAUGUUCGCGAGAAAGAGCGUCUGGAAAGAGCACAUAGAUUUUCUUCGUACGCUUUGGAUGAGUAUGGAGAUGAGGUGACCGAAAAACGAUAUUUUGAUAAUCUGAACCGCCGCUUCAACAAGGUCAUGCUUGAGAAGAUGGCUAUAAAUCUUGAGAGAAAGCGCCUGAAGGAGGUGAACUACCAUCUGCAGAAAAGACUGGAGAACUAUCUGGAGAUGAGUCCGAUGAUGAAGCACAAGCUCAAGGCUUCCAACAUGAUGACAGAUUUCUCCUGAUGCAGGAAGUUGGGUUUCUUGGUCGGUGCUCCUUGUGCUCCAUGUAUUUGAGGGUACAACGUGAAAAUCGCACAAUGAGUAAAUUUGUUGAGCACUCUACCUCCGUUAACCUUGCAUAAGCACCAGGUUGGGCUUGUUCACCUCCAUUUACGGCUUCAAGUACGUCAAACAGUGUACUGCAUUAUUAUUUUGAAAUGCUGGAACACAGUCCAGAAAAGAGAUUCGGGAAGGAAGACGAAGGUGCAUGUUCGUUAUGCUGUUUAAAUUCACGCCAGAUAUCGCAAUUUCGGCGAGUUUCACUCACUUUGAGGACGAAUCAGUAAUGACGAGCCUGACAGCGGCGAAGAAAUAUCAAGGCAAGCUAAGACUGAAGGGCAUCUCUCGAAAGACCAUCUUUCCUAAACUUCAGAACACCAAUGAGUCCUUCCCCUCAUUUCCCAUGUUGCCUAGUUUCCAGCUGUGAUCUUAUAGCCCAACAGUUCACACGAACAGCGCGUCGGCUAAUAAUCGGCGAGGAGAUGAGAACACGUAUACUUGUAGUCAGAGCUAGUCAACUUCGAAAAAAGAGGUGGAAUAUGUUUCAACUCGUUGAAAGUAAACCUCUGUACAGAGUUGAGUCGAUGCCGAAACGAAGCCCCUAAAAAAGUUUCAAUCUUUCAAACACGACAACCUGCUGACGUGUUAUGGAAACAGAUGCGAGUACCAUGGGACGUCAGAAGGCAUAGAUAAAACUGCAAACGCCUCCGUGCCGGAGGCCUGGCAACACAUGUGUUUCCGGACCGAACGAAGAAUCCUACUACGGGAUACAGAGCUCAUUACUGAUAGCCUUCGUGAUACUGAAAUUGCGUUGAAUGUCCGGAAUCGAGAAGGUACUGCUUCCAAGUGUAAAGGUCAGGAAAAUACUCUCUGACACAGAGGUUUAAUAAUACGAUCGGGAGGAUUAUGGUAGAAAAUGGUUUGGAGGUGGAGGAACCGAAGUGACUUACUUGGUGCACAAUCGAUUGAAGUCAAUAAAGAACUGCAGUUCAGUCCAGUUGUGCUACAGCAGAAGUUUUCUAUGCUGGAGGAAGUAUGUCGAGUUUGGAAAUGGUUUUGGUUCUGUGCCCAUCUCGUCAAAGACAAGUGCAUAACGGGUGUGUUCUUAUCUUUCGAUGAUCGGCUCCACAGUCCUUCCAUUCAGAAGAACUGAGCAAGGACAAAAUCUUCUUUCCCAGCAGUCCAGAAAUCAUUGCUUCGUAACAGUCUCUACACUCCCAUGAUAUUCUCAAAAUGUCAAAAUCAGUCUGUAAACGAAUAAUCCUCAAUCUUAGGACGAGCUUGCUGAGAUCCGUGAAAACAUGUGGAAAGUCGUCACAUUCCAGUCUGAGAUAACGUAUGUUGUUGAUAAAUUAUGAGAGCUCAGUAAACACCUGGACAUUUUAGCAGGUCUCAAAGUUUCGGUGAUCAAUCAUCAAGUUACUUUUUCCUACAAUGAAGAGUCAUAGUUUUUCGUAGAAGUAAGCAUAGAGACACAUGCAUUGCAGUGAGGCUUGAGCAAAACACUGGGUCCAAUAUACUGUUCUAGAUCCUUCUGUACAACGUUUAGCAGGUCCAUAAAGUCAGCAGAAGUUGACUGGAUCAUCUGCCAUGUUGGGCUCAUUUAGGGUCCAAAUCUGGACUGUGUAAGCUUCUCAUCAUACGGUACGUACAGAACAUGUACCUACCGUUUGUGUAGUUCAACUCUAGUCCCAUCCUCUGCCCGUCGUAAUUCACGACACACAGGGCGUUUAAGAAUUCGAAAUGGCUCAAAUUUAAAGAUUAAUUUGAACAACAUCAAUUUUGACGAUUAGAACUAAAGUAACACAUAUUCCC
This is a messenger RNA of Marchantia polymorpha subsp. ruderalis, 3410 nucleotides long. NCBI's taxonomy places the organism in Eukaryota, Viridiplantae, Streptophyta, Marchantiopsida, Marchantiales, Marchantiaceae. The record is from the annotation of a GenBank genome assembly.